Talpa occidentalis (Iberian mole) is the source of this 1380-nucleotide messenger RNA. RefSeq names its product translocase of inner mitochondrial membrane 10B (gene TIMM10B). Lineage: Eukaryota; Metazoa; Chordata; Mammalia; Eulipotyphla; Talpidae. The record is from RefSeq and is a predicted model, not a curated record. Gene Ontology annotation, cellular component: mitochondrial intermembrane space chaperone complex. The coding region runs from base 74 to 382 and encodes 102 amino acids. The transcript has 3 exons.
AGAAGGGAGCGAUUACUUCCGGGGCGUUACCGAGACGCUGUAACGGAAAUGACGGCAGGCUUGCGCCGGUGGCAUGAUGGAGCAGCAGCAGCAGCAGCAGCUGAGAAACUUGCGGGACUUCCUGUUGGUCUACAAUCGAAUGACGGAACUCUGCUUCCAGCGCUGCGUGCCCAGCCUGCACCACCGAGCUCUGGACGCGGAGGAGGAGGCCUGUUUGCACAGUUGUGCUGGGAAACUGAUCCACUCCAACCACCGCCUCAUGGCCGCUUACGUGCAGCUCAUGCCGGCCUUGGUACAGCGCCGCAUCGCAGACUACGAGGCUGCUUCAGCUGUGCCUGGCGUUGCUGCUGAACAACCGGGAAAUUCACCAUCUGGCAGCUAGCUAUCCCCAACCCCAGAAGAGGAGGCACUGUGUGGACCCUCAAAUUGAAGGAGCCGGUGGGCCUUGGGCUGAGUUAAGCCUGUAUAGAGUGAGGGUGUUGCCUGAGAGCUGGGUGCCAUUGCUCCUCCUGGAGCCAAAUAAACCCACUUGUACUCUUGUUUGGUUUACAUUCUGGUUAGGGAAGCAUCGUCCAUUUUAGUGGCAACAUCCUUUGUUUUGUCAGUUAGUGCAUAUCUGCUGGCUUCAGCCCUGGCAGCUGAGAAAUCCCCUUCCAGGUAUAGAAGGAAAACUUCAACAUUGCAGUGCAUGUGGUCAAAGCAAGGUCUGUGGGUACAAUUCUGGCACCAAUUUUAAGGUUGGUAGUAGCGACAGCAAGAGGGUUCCUGCCCAGAUGACACAGAGAAUGGGCACUAUGAUUUGCUGUCCUUAACUUAAAUGUCUGACUUAAAUGACUGACCUGUGAGCCAGUAUGCAUUCGUCCAUAAUAUUUUUCAUGGACUAUGUUUUAUAAGAAGGAAUUUGGGGAUUCAGGCAAUCGAGGAGCUACCUAAGGAAAACGGAUGAAGAAAUCCUGAGGCUUUUAGGCACUGCUUUCUGGGAAGUAAGUAGCCCCAGAACAGAGGUGCACACUUUAAGAAUUCUGGGGUGUUCUGGCGUUUCAUUCAUUUCCCUAAGUUGUUUUACUCUGUUUUCUGACUUCCCAGGAUGAACAGUAAAAUAUGUAAACAAAAAUCUGUGUUCUUUUCUACCGGGGGAGUCAGGAAGGGGAAAGCUAAGGGUACAGUCAGACUUGAAGAUGAGACUCUCAAGGGAGAAGUAGAUGGUGCUGCACAGUUAGGUAAAAAAGAAUAAAAAGCAAAGCCUUCCAGCUCUUUAACGUUACCUUAUAUAUUCAACACUUGUCUGUAAUCUCUUAAUUCCAGCUUUUCCAACCUCUAUCCCACUGUUUGUUCCCACUGUUCUGUGAUUUCUAAUUCCAACCUCUCCAUUCUUUCCUA